AGCGCCGCAGCGCCCGCAGCCCCGCCAGGGUCUGAGGGGCGAGGGAUACUGAGGCCCAGGCAUGGAGCUGCCGGAUCCGGUUCGCCAGCGGCUGGGAAACUUCAGCCGGACCGUGUUCCGCACCUCCAGCCGGACCGGGCCGGAGUACAACGAGGGUGCGGAUAAUGAAAUGGUCUCCAGUUUGGUGUUGCAGAUGUCACUUUAUUUGAACACUUAUUUUUUCCCACUUUGGUGGGUGAGCAGCAUUUUGAUGCUUCAUAUAAAGUAUUCAAUCUUGCCUGAUUACUACAAAUUUAUUGUAAUCACUGUUAUCAUCCUAAUAACCUUAAUUGAAGUCAUCCGGUUGUAUCUAGGCUACAUGGGUAACCUACAGGAGAAGGUUCCUGAGUUGGCUGGCUUUUGGCUUUUGAGCCUUCUCUUGCAGUUGCCUUUAAUUCUUUUUCUGCUCUUUAAUGACGGCCUCACGAAUCUGCCCUUGGAAAAAGCGAUACAUAUCAUCUUCACUCUCUUCCUUACUUUCCAAGUUGUUGCAGCAUUUCUUACCUUGAGGAAAAUGGUCAAUCAGUUGGCAGUUCGUUUCCACCUCCAAGACUUUGACCGACUCUCUGCAAACAGAGGCGACAUGAGAAGGAUGAGGUCAUGUAUAGAAGAGAUUUGACCCAUUGCAGUUGGUUGAAAAUCUGAUAGAUGAUUCUAGAAGACUGAAAGGGUUAGGAAAAUAUCAGAGAAAAGGGACAAAGCAAGAGUUUUGAAUUGUAUACUAUCUAGCUCUGAAAUUCCAAUGUUGGGGUCAGUGAUAAGACUUUGAACAGAACAUAACCUAGCUGUUAUCCACUUGACAAAUUUCUUUAUUUUUUUUUAUGUUGACUUUUUCAGUUGUAUAGAAAUCUGUCUAUUGGUGGUAGUAGUUCACCAACUUUACUGAAAUAUUUCUUUUUUCUUUUUUUUUUUUUUUUUUUU
Molecule: messenger RNA, 960 nt
Organism: Carlito syrichta (Philippine tarsier)
Lineage: Eukaryota; Metazoa; Chordata; Mammalia; Primates; Tarsiidae
Gene: TMEM17
Product: transmembrane protein 17
Exons: 4
Coding region: 62-658 (198 amino acids)
Biological process (GO): non-motile cilium assembly
Cellular component (GO): ciliary transition zone
Source: RefSeq, a predicted model, not a curated record